Messenger RNA from Penicillium atrosanguineum, 597 nucleotides. RefSeq names its product SNUT3/LISCH7 family protein. Gene Ontology annotation, cellular component: precatalytic spliceosome. Gene Ontology annotation, biological process: RNA splicing. The coding region runs from base 1 to 597 and encodes 198 amino acids. The transcript is spliced from 2 exons. NCBI's taxonomy places the organism in Eukaryota, Fungi, Ascomycota, Eurotiomycetes, Eurotiales, Aspergillaceae. The record is from RefSeq and is a predicted model, not a curated record.
AUGACUCAAACCCUCGCUCUGCAGAGCCAGAGUCAGACCUCGACCGCAGACGCCCAACCCCCAGAGACGACAGACGCGACACCCCCCGCGACGAUCGACGAUAUCGCUCGCGCUCUCGUGACCGAAAAGACACAAAACGCGAAAGGAGCUGGUCUCGAGAUCGUCGUGAUAACGGGAGAGCCCGAGAUGGCCGCGGGCCCAGAGACCGGAAAAGGAGCACAAGCAGAGACCGUGGCAAUGAAAGGCGAGACUGCCCGAUCUCGAUCACCACCUCCGCGAGGAGGAUACAAAGGCGAGCGCCGUUCUGAACGCAGAGACACUCGAGCUCGAGAUGACGGACGAGAUACCAAUGGCUCAUCGGGUCCUGGCUAUUCAAGCCAAGAGAUGGAAGUGGACUUCAAAGAAGAUGCGGACGAAGACGAAAUGGACGCGAUGAUGCGGAGGAGCAUGGGAUUCAGUCGAUUCCGAACCACCAAGAACAGCAAGGUACCCGGAAACGAGAUCUACGGCGUGCGGAAGGAGAAGAAGAGCGAGUACCGCCAGUACAUGAACCGUACAGGUGGUUUCAACAGACCACUCAGUCCGUCGCGGGCUUGA